Triplophysa dalaica is the source of this 1520-nucleotide messenger RNA. RefSeq lists its product as uncharacterized. Gene Ontology annotation, biological process: cell adhesion; angiogenesis. The transcript has 7 exons. The record is from RefSeq and is a predicted model, not a curated record. Gene Ontology annotation, molecular function: protein homodimerization activity; protein heterodimerization activity. Bases 144 to 1004 code for a protein of 286 amino acids. NCBI's taxonomy places the organism in Eukaryota, Metazoa, Chordata, Actinopteri, Cypriniformes, Nemacheilidae.
UUUGUGAAAAGUUUAAGUAAGGUGUGUCUAAAAAGUAAAAACCGUCAUAACGAAAGUGAAAGUAACUAAUCAUACAAAAAAGUCUUAGUUGACUUCAUACUCUUUUAUUCUUCGUUCACGGAAGAGCAUUUACAUGACAAAACAUGGCUUCAAUAAUGAUUAUGGUCCUUGCUGUGAUUUAUCCCUUCAUCCCAGUGGUGGAACCCAGUGGAGAUUUGUUGAAAUUGGAAUGUGAACCUGCUGUUGGAAUUGCAGCUCAUACAACAGUUAUCACAUGCCAUUUCAGAGGCUACAAAGAUGUUAAAGUAGAUGCAGUUUCUUUAAGAAAAGUGGGCCAGAAUGAACCCACUUUUCGACACAGAAUAGCAAAACAGCAAAAAUUAGGAGAUCCUCGCUUCAGUCUUGAAAACCCUGCUGAAGGUCCAUCUCUGAAAAUAAAUGACACAAUGUUUUCUGAUACGGGAGUAUUUGAUUAUGAAAUUGUCACAAACAGAGGCAGAGCAUCUGCAAAAUUUACCCUCAGUGUCACAGCAAAGUACAAAGAUCCCAUUGUAAGUACAUGGCCUCAAGAUGUAACAGAGGGAGGACCAAUUGACCUUUAUUGCAAUGCAACAGAAGGCUACCCAACAGGAACCAUCCAUUGGUUUGACCGAUAUGGAACAAACUGGACCAUUAACUCAAUUCUGACAAAAACCACCAAGGAUACCGACAGUUCAAAAUCUGUGGCUUUGUCUUCCAAACUGACUUUCAACUCGAUUGACUUAAGUCUGGCACCAUUUAGAUGUAUCGUCCUAAACAGCAAAUACAUCAAGGAUGGAGAAAAGACUAUUCAGAUCACGCCUGCCAAACAAGAUGCGGAAGAUAUGGCAGAAUCGAAAUCCAAUAACACAAACAUUAUUGCUGGUGUUAUGGUUAUUGGUUCACUUAUUGCUGGUCUUCUGUUUGCACUUUUUUUUUUCAGAAGAGGAAAAGAGCAAAGAUAUGAAUCAGGACAACCUGCUUAGACUGAUGUGAUAUCAGAAAUAAGAUUUUUUAAUACUCAAUCCUGAUUUGAAUUCCCAUAUGAAGGACCAUCAUGUUUCUCUUAAUGUGCUAAUAACUUGUUAUGUUGCUGCCUCAUUUAUACUACUAUAAAUGAAUAAAUUAAUGUAAACUCCAUACAAAAUAUUGACAAAGCAAAAAACAGAUUUUUGACAACUUUGCAAAUUUAUUGAAAAUCUAAAAUUGAGUAGCCUACUUUUAUAUCCAAGAUCUACUAACAGCUAUUUGAUUAAAGUAAGUGUAACGAAGUCUUAAUUAUAUUUAACUUUUAAACUUGAGAGGUAGAAUUAGCCAUAUAAACUGAGAUAAAAAAACACUGUAAGAAUUUGAAUGUUUAAAUGAUUGUACUUUAUGUUAUACACAAUGUUUUUGGUUGUACUAAUCAAAUUUUUCUUUGUUUUGGAAGAUUGAGUUUUUCUGGGCUUUAGUAGUUUUGUAGUGUUUUAAAUUAUAGUAAAAUAUUAAUGUCUUUCUUCUUU